CAGAAACAGAGGGAAAUGUCCUGGUGGCCGCGCGGAGAGGAUGCAGAGGAGGCCAUGCAUCAAGACACUGACUCUGAUGUGGCUGAACAGAGAGACGGUGGGAAAGUGAAGGUGAAAUGGACCCAAGAGGAGGAUGACAAGCUCAAGGCUUUGGUUCAAAAAGUGGGGCAGAAUGAUUGGAAAUACAUUGCCAGCUUCAUACCGAGUCACACUGAACACCAGUGUCAGCACCGCUGGUUUAAGGUCCUGGAUCCAGAACUGGUUAAAGGUCCUUGGACCAAAGAGGAAGAUGAGAAGGUGAUAGAGCUUGUACAUCUCUACGGCAACAAACAAUGGGCUGUGGUAGCCAAACAUCUGAAAGGCAGGCUGGGCAAGCAGUGUAGAGAGCGCUGGCACAACCACCUCAAUCCCAACGUGAAGAAGUCAUCGUGGACAGCAGAGGAGGACCUCAUCAUCUACAAGGCUCACUGCCUGCUCGGAAACCGCUGGGCGGAGAUUGCGAAGCUGCUCCCUGGAAGGACGGACAAUGCAGUGAAGAAUCACUGGAAUUCAACCAUCAAACGCAAGUUAGAGAUGGGUUUCUACGCAGGGGAGGUUUUUAAGCCGAAUGAACUUGAAGAGCUGCUGGCCUGUGUUAAUAAGGAUGCGCAGAUGGCCAGUUGCUCUCAAGAUGGUGCAGACAAGGAUCCAGAGCAGAAAGCAGAACCUACAGAAACACCAGACUCAGCCUGUGUUAAAUCCAGUCCCAGCAAGACAAGUCCAUCACAGUCCACCCCCUCUCCAAAGGACACUUUAAGCCCCAAGACUGAAACGGACUCCACGGGAGAUAUGAGCUGUACCAGCUGGGUGGUGGACAGCUCUGGCUUUCUCUCUCCUACCGGCCCAGUGCUGAAGGAAGUGAUGGACAUGGUGGAUGGGGACAUCGAUGGCUGGUGCAACCUGGCAGCAUUCGACCUGCCUGAAGACAGCCCAAGUCCAGAGCGCCACCAGUUCCGUCUGGAGGGCAGCGCCUUGCAGGAGCUGAGCAAAGGCAGCAAGGGAGAACUCAUCCCCAUCUCUCCUGGAGGGGUCACGCCGCCCUCCAUACUGAGCCGUCGCAGCCAGAGACGCAUCGCGUGGUCUCCCGACGCCAGUAGCUUAAUGACGCCUAAGAACACGCCAGUCAAAAUCCUGCCCUUCUCUCCAUCUCAAUUCCUCAACAUGUGGACCAAGCAGGACACUCACGACCUGGAGAAUCCGUCCCUCACGUCCACACCGGUGUGCAGCCAGAAAGCCAUCGUUACAACCCCUCUGCAGCGAGAUAAGACCCCCCUCACUCAGAAGGAAAACUCAGCGUUCGUCACACCCAACCACAAGUCAGAGCUCUGCACGACGCCACGGACUCCCACGCCAUUCAAAAAUGCCAUGGAGAAGUACGGACCUCUGCAACCUCUGCCUCAGACUCCUAACCUUGAAGACGACAUCAACGAGGUCAUCCUGAGAGAAUCUGGGAUGGACCUGAACAUCAUCCGCACAACUCCACCUGAGCAGAGACGCAAAACUAUGCAUCGCCCUCCUAUGAAGAAAGUGCGUAAGUCGUUGGCUCUAGAUGCCGUAGAUUGUCAGGUGAUGCCGACGUCCAAACGCAAAUCCAGAAAUGAAACAAAACACAGCUUCAAGGAAGAAGCUGUGAUGGUUUCUCUGAACUCCUCGUCAUUUUACAGCAAGGGGCAUGAAAAUAUUUUGGAUCAAGGCUUCCUUAUGGGACCAAGUGACAGUGCCAUAUUUCCCAGCACGGUGCCCCCAACUCCUAUGUCAAAAGAGUGGGAAACAGUUGUGUGUGGACAAACUAAAGACCAGCUCAUAAUGACAGAGAAAGCGCGACGUUACCUUCGCUCGCUAAAACCGCACGCUCCCAACAGAGCUCUGAUCUUGUCCUGAGAUGUCCAUCAUCUUUAACAUGUUACACACACAUUUUCUUACUGUUAGUUAUUGUUUCUUCCUAACGUUCUGCUGUUGUACUUUGUGGUGAAGAAAAAAGACCACGUCCUGUAGAUUUAAUACAGUUUUCGACAAGUCAUUAGCAAUCAGAAACCUCAUCAGUAUAGCUCUGUCAAUAAAUUUAGCAGGGACGAUUUAAGAGAGAAAGGUGCUUUUAGAUUUAGUCUCAUUCCAGAGGCCGACACAUGAGGCCUGGAUAAACAAAGUAUUAAUUACAUUUCAGUGUAUUUUUGACAUUAAAACAUCUUUAAAAAGAACAAUUAAUGUAAAAUUAAAAAAAAUCACGGCUAUGUACUGUUUAUCAGUGGAGAUAAAGAAGAUGGUUUUACAUUGCAUAAUGUGUGUAAUUAAACAGUUUUUUAAUGUUGCAGAGAGCACAAACACUCAGGUUGCGCGUUCAUAAUGAAAAGCCAGUUAUAUAAUUAAUGCAGAUUGAUCAGUAAUGCAUUUAGGGAUGAAGGAUCCAUUUAAUUAAAAUGUUAUGUGAACAUUUGUUAGAUGUGUUUAAUAUGUGUACAGUAAUGAUAUGCAGGAUGCAUCUCAUAUAGGAGUACAUUGGGCUUGUGUUCCUAGAAAUGUAACUGAUUAUUGCAGAUAUCAAUUAUCUGUUAAAGUGAUUAAUGAGUCACAGAAGUUAGCAAAUUGAUGAAUGCUACAUGUGUUGUAUUCAAAUAUAGGAGGUGAACUGCUAUGGAUGCAGGAAUGAAUGGUGUACAGUUGAUGGCGAGGGUAUACAUGACAUGUU
Messenger RNA from Scomber scombrus (Atlantic mackerel), 2725 nucleotides. RefSeq names its product v-myb avian myeloblastosis viral oncogene homolog-like 2b (gene mybl2b). Gene Ontology annotation, cellular component: nucleus. The transcript is spliced from 15 exons. Gene Ontology annotation, biological process: regulation of DNA-templated transcription. Lineage: Eukaryota; Metazoa; Chordata; Actinopteri; Scombriformes; Scombridae. Gene Ontology annotation, molecular function: DNA-binding transcription factor activity, RNA polymerase II-specific; RNA polymerase II cis-regulatory region sequence-specific DNA binding. The record is from RefSeq and is a predicted model, not a curated record. Bases 16 to 1920 code for a protein of 634 amino acids.